GAUAAUUUUUCAUCGAAUUGCCCACAUUAUCCGAACUUCAGUGAAGUUGAAGAAUAGCGUUGGAACGACAUGGCGCCAAAAAUUGAAAAAAUUUGUGGAAACUUCAAAUUGGGGGAGGCGCCCCAUUGGGACGCAGACACACAAACCCUGUAUUUUGUUGAUAUUAACGGAUACAGCAUCCACAGAUACGUGCCUGCAACUAAAAAACAUACCAGCGCCUAUGUGGGAAAAAACGUAUCGAUCAUAAUCCCGGUGAAAGGAAAAACCGAUCAAUUCGUUAUAAGUCUGGAGCGCGAGCUGGUCGUUGUUACUUGGGAUGGAGAAAGUGAUAAACCCUCUAAAGUUGAGAAAUUGUACGAAGUCGAUAAAGAUAUCAAGAAGAACGUUUUCAACGAUGGAAAGUGUGACCCUUCCGGAAGAUUAUGGACAGGAACCAUGGGUGGACCUCCAGUAGUUAUUGCCGAUAUUCCGCUGGGAAAAGGUACGCUCUACAGUUUCCAGGACAAGAAAAUCACUUCACAUUUUGGAGGUAUAGGAAUAGCCAACGGGAUCGCUUUCAAUGUUCAACUGAAGAAAAUGUACUACAUCGAUUCAAGAACUGGAACGGUUGAUGAAUACGAUUUUGAUAUCGAGAAAGGAGUAUUAUGUGAGUAUGGUACUUUGUACAUGGGGGCCACCAUAGGCGAGGCCGACAGAGGGCGCUAG
Messenger RNA from Leptinotarsa decemlineata (Colorado potato beetle), 705 nucleotides. RefSeq names its product regucalcin. Gene Ontology annotation, biological process: L-ascorbic acid biosynthetic process. Gene Ontology annotation, molecular function: calcium ion binding; gluconolactonase activity. The record is from RefSeq and is a predicted model, not a curated record. NCBI's taxonomy places the organism in Eukaryota, Metazoa, Arthropoda, Insecta, Coleoptera, Chrysomelidae.